Messenger RNA from Adineta steineri, 819 nucleotides. Lineage: Eukaryota; Metazoa; Rotifera; Eurotatoria; Adinetida; Adinetidae. The record is from the annotation of a GenBank genome assembly.
AUGCCAUCACUUCAUGAACUGCCCGUGGAAAUAAUUUAUCAAAUUCUUGAUCAUAUUGAUCAAGUAACAAUUCUUCUCUCAAUUCGUAACGUUUGUAUAAGAUUAAAUACGAUUACAGAUCAGUACCGACGAUACCAGACACUCACUACACUUAACCUCUCUUAUAAACGAAUUGGCAAUCGAGAAGUACAACGUCUAGUUAAUGCUUUACAACAAAACAAAACACUCACCGCACUUUACCUUCAAGGUAAUAAUAUUGAUUCACAAGGAAUACAAGAUCUAGCCAAUGUUUUAAUAUGCAACAAAACACUUACCACAUUGAAUCUUGAAGCGAAUGGAAUAGGUCCACAUGAAACACACUAUCUAGCUAAUAUGCUACAACAAAAUAAAACACUCACUACACUUUAUCUUAAUAACAAUAGAAUCGGCGAUCAAGGAGUACAAUAUCUAGCCAAUGCUUUGCAACACAACAAAACACUCACUACAAUGGACUUGCACGGUAACCAAAUUGGAGAUCAAGGAAUACAACAUUUAGCUAAUUCUUUACAGCAAAACAAAGUACUCACCAGACUUGAUCUCCGACAUAAUCAAAUUGCUCAUCAAGGAGCACAACAUUUAGGCGAUGCUCUAAGAAAAAACAAUACAUUGACCACACUUUAUCUUAGUAACAAUAGAAUCGAUCAUCAAGGAGCACAAUAUUUAGCAUAUGGCUUACAACAGAACGAAACACUCACUACCUUAGAUCUUCAAUGCAAUCAAAUUGGUGAUCAAGGAGUUGAAUAUUUAGCCAAUGUUGUACGAGAAAACGAAGUAACAUAA